Molecule: messenger RNA, 1063 nt
Organism: Parasteatoda tepidariorum (common house spider)
Lineage: Eukaryota; Metazoa; Arthropoda; Arachnida; Araneae; Theridiidae
Source: RefSeq, a predicted model, not a curated record
ACUUUUAAUAGUUUUUAAAUUAACGAUUAUUUUAGCGAUUUUUUUUUCUAAUUUGAUAUAUUAAAUGCUAAAUUUUAUAAUUUAAUCUCAAAAUUUUCCAUUUGUACAAUUUUUUAAAUAGUUUUUAAUUUCAGUUAUUAAGCUAACUUAGUAUUUCAUUUAUCUCAGCAACUUUGAUUAAGGAAAAAGAUAUGUCCAACGGUUCAGGCACAUUUGGUCUUUUACUUUUGGUUUUAUUCCACUCAUGCCAGGCAGGAGAUGACGCAGUUGGAAAUGCCAACAACUACAUAGACGAAGUUUUGCAGAAUUUUCGAAAUGAACCUUGGAUAUUGAGUAAAGUAGAACCUUUGGAAAUACCGGAUGUGGAUGAAAAAAACUUCAAAAUUCGAAAAGGCACAGUAAAAGGUCUCUCAAGUUUGUAUAGACAUGGAGAUUGCACUCUUGAUUAUGAAAAUGAGGAGAUACUUGUGGUAGCUGAAGUUGCUGUUCGAAAUGUGACAGUUGAUGUCAAAUACGAAGCAAAAGCCCUCUUCUUCUGGAUUAAAGGUCAUGCAACACUGAGAGUGGAUGACCUAGCCGUGAGAAUGGUUGUCUCCAUCAAGGAAGGCAAAGCAACGCUCCCCCAGUUCAAAUUGGUUCAAUUGGGCAAAUACAAAUUGAAGAAAAUAACUGGCAUGAGUGUCGUACUCAACUGGCUACUUAAGCUUAUUUCGAAUGCUGUUGCCAAAAACUCUCGCACAAAAAUUACAAAUGCUUUAGAGGAAAAUGCCGCCAUAGCCGUUAAUGAUUUAAUCUCCAAAUACGAACUUCCGAAAGUGUCAAAAUCUAGAUCAAAUAGAUUAAUGACGCAAUACUUUUAUAAUUGAUUCUGUAAUAUUAGAAGCAACAAUUAUUAUAAGAAAUGUUGUUCAUUAAUACGAAACUCUGUAAUCUUUGACAUUGCUUUAGUUGUGCAAAACAAUUGAGCAAUCAUCAUGUAACUUUAAACAGUAUAAAUGUGUAUAAAAAAAUUUUACAGCACAUUUUACCUUUACCAGAAAUCAAUAAACUAGUUUCAGACGAA